This is a messenger RNA of Anneissia japonica, 2847 nucleotides long. RefSeq names its product ankyrin repeat and SAM domain-containing protein 4B-like. The record is from RefSeq and is a predicted model, not a curated record. NCBI's taxonomy places the organism in Eukaryota, Metazoa, Echinodermata, Crinoidea, Comatulida, Comatulidae. Gene Ontology annotation, molecular function: protein binding. The coding region runs from base 1202 to 2350 and encodes 382 amino acids. The transcript has 2 exons.
AGAGGUUCUUUCCUACGCAGGCAGUAAAUACGAAUAAAACUUGCCCACACUGUCAAUCAAAUCAAGUCUUUUAUCGGACUUCCAGUGGGGAUGAUGAGAAGGAAGUAAAUGAAAUAGAAGAAUUAAGAACACAGUUCACUGAAGAAGAGGAAGGAUAUCUGAAAGUUAUUUCGUCAGAUCAUCGUCGGCCGAAUAGUUUGACAGAUGACAUAGGGAUUGCUGCAGAACGACUAUAUGAGGACAUUAAGUAGAAAGAAGUUAUCAAUUGGUGCAAAACAUCUCUACGAAAGUCCAUUGGUGCCCACUACAAGUAUAAUUAGUGGGACCAAUGGGCUUUCGUACAUAUGCGUACUGUAGACAAAAUGGUAGUGUCUAGAAGUUUGGUUUUAAACUAUAAUGCACAGAACCUAACUUACUUAUGCGCCAUGUGCUGUCCGGUUUACAAUACAAACUUAUUAUUUCCAGCCGGCCGACAAGUUAAGCUCUUUAAUAUUAUGAGUUUAUGAUACGCCAAUUAGAAAACAAUAAAAAAGUGGGAACUCCCGUUUCAGAUAUCAAAGUGUGUCCUCAAUUGGGUCGUUAGAUCAUAACAUUGUUUGCUAACCCCAUAAUUAUGUGCUAAAGAUUAUAAGUCUAUGUAGUCGGUAAAACAAGUUAAAAGAAAAUCCAUGAUUUAUAAUGAAUUAAUGUUACAAUUAAAUGAUAAAAAUGCGCACCCGUCAUCGAUAUACUCUAUUUAUAUCACGCUGUCCAUCAGCAGCCACUUGAAAUGUCUGUUCACUUUAAAUUCAAUGUAUAUGGUGUAUUGACAUUUUGAGAUUAUAAAUUACGGAUUGACGAUUGAACUUUACCCUGUCCUGUCGGAGUUGCGCCACCAGUCAAGAGCCAGGGCGGAUACCGUUUACUCCUUGCCCUUAACUAAUUAUCUACAUUUGUGAAUAGUGAUAUAACAAUAUAGGUGGUACUAAAUUUCAGAAAGAUAGAAUCGGAGAAUAUACUAAUCAUUAAUGUGAAUUAAAGUAAAAAUAUGUUCAUCGCCUUCUUGUUGGUGUUGUCAGAAAACGUUUAUUAAUCAAGAAUUGGAUUUCGAUUCGAGUUAGAGUCAUUUAGCGGUUGUACGCCUAUAUAACUUUGCCAAUUUAUAAAUACUAGAUUGGACUUUGGAAGUAACCUACAGAGUAGUUAUCACCAUUCUAACAGCAUGUCGGAUCGCUUUCAUAUAGCAGCAAAGAAUGGCUCUUUGGACGUCUUAAGUGAAGCUACGCGUAAAGACUGCAAUAAGCCUGAUGAAGAUGGCAUGACCCCUACUCUAUGGGCGGCUGUCAAAGGCAAUGUAGACACGCUCAGAGUUAUUGUCAGUCGAGGAGGGGAUCCCGACAAGUGUGAUAAUCUAGGCAACACCAGUUUACACUGGGCUGCUAAAUGCGGACAUAUCAACGCCAUAACGUUUCUCGUGUCGUUCAAUUGUAAUGUUUGGGCGAUGAACAAUGAUCAUCAGACACCAAUGGACGUUGCCGCUGAAAACAACCGCAAAAGUUGUGUCGACUUUCUGGACGAUGUAUCAUCCAAAAAAUCUUCAGCUAACCCAAAACUAGUUAGAAAAAUGAAGCUUGAAGCGAUGAACGAGGCUGACAAACGCGUCAAGAAAUACUACAAAUGGCAAGAAAAGAUGCAGAAGAAAAUUAUAAAGGAGGAAAACAAAGAAACAAUAACAGAGACUAAGAAAGAUAAGUCAAAGAUUUCAACGAUUUCGUUUAGCGGUGGUAGAAAAAAAUCAAACCAGUCUACUACAGCUGAGGGAUCUUAUGGAACAACAGCACGAAUCAAAAGAGACUCAGAACGCAAUAUCGAUAUAGACCACAUAAUACCUCAUGAGUCGGGGUCACCUAACACAUUCCUGAUGGUUACUGACCAACAAGCGGCAAAUGCAAUGACAUCACUUCCAACUGGCGGUAGAGGGGCUGGAAUCGCAGACGACAUAUUGAAUGGCUCCAAUGAACUUGAGCAACCUGAAAGUAAUUCAGUAGUUGACGGCAACGAAAUUGAUCCCAAACUUGGAACACGAGGCAACAGAGUGCCCUGGGACGAAGACCAACUGGAUCUAGAUGAUGACGGCGAUGAUGCUAGCAACUCACUAUUGGAGCUUUUCUUAGCAGCAAAUGGUUUGCAUGAUUAUCUGAUAAAUUUCAUCAAAGAAGACAUCGAUUUAGAUGCAGUGAAGCUGCUUAUUGACGAUGAUUUGUCAAAGUUAGGCAUUCCAAUGGGUCCGAGGCGAAAGUUGCUGCAAGCGAUAGCUAAGCGACGUAUGGUUAUGGAGUUUCCUAACGCAAUGGUAGAUUCUGAACUUUAAAUGAAUAUGCGGUUUGCAAAAAAUAUAUGAUUGUUUAUUAUAGUUGGUCUUCACAAAAUUUACAGAUAAAUAAAAUAUGAUUAACACAACGUAACUUCGAAAUCAAUUUUAUAAUCGGACUAUGUUGUAGUAUUGCAGUUUAAAAAGGACGUGGGAUAUUUUUUAAAAUUGAAAAUCAUAAUGACGCGUUUGGAAAACUGCUCGAAAAUAAUAUCAACGUAUCAGAAAUUAGCAACACCGAAAGUUAAAUCAGAAGGAAAAAAACAUUCUGUUAUUGUUUUGUAGAAAUUAAUGCUUACAUGUUAAUUAUGGUUUGAAAAAGGCCUAUAUUUAUUCAAAUCUGUAUCUAAUCUGAAGUAAUAGGCCUACCGAGUUUACUCGUGUAAGAUAUUUGUGUGGUAAGUAAGUAACUUUAUUGCUUCUGUUUUAUAACAGAGGCACAACCGUAAAAGAUGUCAUCAGUAUAAACCUAAUUAUUGUGAUUUAAUAUAGCAGGA